ACUUUAGAGUACAUGAUAUAAAUCCGUGAGUGAUUGUUUUCUUAACGAUCACAUACCUUUCUGAACAUCUUUUCUAACUUUAGUUCAGUUGUAAAUUUUCUGUUUGAAUUGUGAAUUUCAGCCCAAAGCUGCCCGCAGGUUCAAUAAAAUUGCAUACUCGCCUUUUUGGCCCAAAAUUUGAGACAUCAAGCAUGACAAGUGAUGCAUACAUGGAGGCUGUGUUGGAGGCUAAAGAGCAUAUUAUGGCAGGGGAUGUUUUCCAAAUUGUAUUAAGUCAGCGCUUUGAACUUAGAACAUUUGCUGACACAUUUGAAAUAUAUAGAGCCCUGAGGGUAGUUAAUCCAAGCCCAUACAUGACAUAUUUGCAGGCUAGAGGGUGUAUACUUGUUGCUUCCAGUCCCGAAAUUCUUACUCGUGUGAAGAAGGGAAAGAGUACUAAUCAACCACUUGCUGGGACCAUUAGAAGAGGGAAAACACCUAAGGAAGAUUUAAUGUUGGAGAAAGAACUUUUAGGUGAUGAAAAGCAGUGUGCAGAGCACAUUAUGCUAGUUGACUUGGGAAGGAAUGAUAUCGGAAAGUUAAUGCAUGUUUCCAAGCCAGGAUCUGUUAAGGCCGAAAAGCUGAUGAAUAUCGAACGAUAUUCCCAUGUUAUGCACAUUGGUUCAAUGUUAUGCGUUCCGUUUCUGAAAGAACAUGUUUGA
Messenger RNA from Hibiscus syriacus, 701 nucleotides. Its product is annotated as anthranilate synthase alpha subunit 2, chloroplastic-like. The coding region runs from base 192 to 701 and encodes 169 amino acids. The transcript has 4 exons. The record is from RefSeq and is a predicted model, not a curated record. Lineage: Eukaryota; Viridiplantae; Streptophyta; Magnoliopsida; Malvales; Malvaceae. Gene Ontology annotation, biological process: L-tryptophan biosynthetic process.